Molecule: messenger RNA, 2023 nt
Organism: Paramuricea clavata
Lineage: Eukaryota; Metazoa; Cnidaria; Anthozoa; Malacalcyonacea; Plexauridae
Source: the annotation of a GenBank genome assembly
AUGUCGAAGAAAAAACGCAUCGGAGGUCACUUCGAUAUUGACAAUGCAAGGAAGAGAGUGAGCGAAGACAAUGAUUGCGUGAAGCGAGUUAAAGACCAAAUCGAAGCGCUUCAACAAUUUGAUCUCGCCGACAUGCUGUUGUCAAAAGGUCUAAAUUUAACGGAGUCGGAAACGCUUCAACUUCUUUCUGCCAAGAUGACCUUUCAAGGUGUAUAUAUUCUUAGGAAAGCUAUCAAACAUAUUCCAUCAAAUGUGAAGAGAAUGACGGCGGGUCAGUCCUUACGAGCAAAUUUGAUAUGGGAUACGUUUGAUGCAUUAUGCCUCUCCACCAACUGCCAGCCUUUACUAAAGCCUUCUGUUGAUCAGCUUUCGAGCUAUACACUAAUUUUGGAACGCUGGUGUUCGUCUUUCCUUGCCCUCGAAGAUUUGACGAAGCAUGUAAGUGAAACAUAUAUUUCACCGCCGCUUUCCUCGUGCAUUAGAUGCGACAAACUCCUCACGAUGCAUAACCUCCCGUCAAAGGCAACUUUGUAUACCCUGGAUGGCCCUGUUCUUUGCGCGAAGGUCUCUCUUGAGUGCAAGAAUUGCCUUAUUCGUUUUGGAAUGUGCAAUUACAGCGACGAAAUUGGGACACAUCUGUAUCCAGCAGACGUAGAAAACCACAAUCGUUUGGUAGAAGUGAGCAACGUUACAUACUUCGACAUCGCCUUGUACCGAUGGAUUCCAUCAUUGAGGUAAUUUCAAAUUCUAAAGUUUACUUUGUAAAAUCCAAAAUGUAUGCACUAUAUAGUUUAUAAUAUGAAUGAUUUAAUAUUGAGGGUUUAGCAACCACAGUUGGGUGUCGUUUAGCGGCUUCUCUGAGGCUUACAAUGAAAUUUUUCAACAGCAGAUAGACUCUUUUGCUUUCCGCUUAGAAGGUAUGUUGUAUUAUUAAUCUCUGUUCUGCAUAACUGCUAAUUUAUUUUACAAAUAAUAGCACAAACCUUAAUCCGAUCGCUUUCCACCUACAGCAAAGUUUAUAUUUAAUAUCCAAUCAAAAUGUCGCAGGAGAAAUUUAAAUUUCAUACGACAACAAUCUAUUAAUUAAAGUAUAAUAAUAAUGUAACAACAACAAUAGUAUAUGAUUUUUUCUGUGUUGGUGUUGUGUACUUAGGUGAAUAUGAUAUUUGUGAUGUUACUCUCAGUGUAUAUUGCUAAUUUAUUUUACAAAUAAUAUUCAAAUAAUAUUCCAAAGGUCGUAGGUUCGAUUCCCACCAUGGCCGGGCAUAUUUUUCAAGCUUGCCCGUUGUGGAUAUACACUCAGAGUAACAUCACAAAUGACAACAAUAGUAUAAUCUAAUUAGCACCAACCAAUCAAAUACAGAUUAAAAAAUCUUUUGUCUCCUAGACCAAUCAGAUUUACAACCGAAAUACGGUUGUACGGCAUAGUUUUUCAAUAAGGUUUGUAUCAUGCCUAUUUAUUUAUAGACCUGAGCGCAGGCACAAAAUAAGCGUUAUUUGUUAAUUUUUUGCAUAAGCGUUAUUCGUCAUGAUUCGUCACUCGGCAAGUACCGCAAACAUGCGCCAUUUUUCAUAUUUCCAGGGGGGGGCUGCUUCUGUUUACGGUACUUGCAGUGACAAAUCAUGACGAAUAACGCUUACGCAAAAACAAUGGUGAUGGACUUCUGGAUGGUAUUCUGUGUCGCAGGUUACAUUACUGCUUGUUAGACAACCUCGUAACUAUGGUCUUUCCUCUUGGCGAGGGGAGAAAAGACUGACCAAAACUGUAUUAGAACUAACAAAGUGCAGAGGGCACAACCCACAUGCCAAACAGCAAUCAUGAGAAUUGCAUUGUUGUUCUAUCAAACAUUAAGAAUUUUGCCAGCUACAUAAAUUAGGGUUGCUGCCUGGCUGAAUGCUCGCUCACUACGAAAGCAAUUAUUAAAAAGAGUGAACAAAGUUGUGUUUGCUAAUUUUAUAUAAUUAGGCUCUGUCGAUUUGAAAGAAACAGCUGAAGACACAGAAGACACUGAGUGCAAUGUUG